GGCUCAGAUUCCAGAGUCCAAGUUUUGCCAGGCAGCCUCUGUGCAAAGCCUGUGCUCAACGUGCGCGAAUCAGUUCCGGUCCACACUUACGCAAGCUCGAUAUUACUAUAAAAACUGAGCGCGCGGCCGAAGCUCGGCAUCGCUGGCGCCCCUUAGUACGCCAUAGCCAGCAAAGAGCUCUCCUAGCUCUGCAGCCGAAAUGUCGCCAGCCAUCGACGAUAUAGAAGCCCCAGCCAUCGAACGGCCGCCGGAGCACCCGCCGCUCGCCACGACGAACCCGCUGCUCGUCAACGCCUUGCGCGAGGGCAAGGUCGACGAGGCGGCGUUGCGCAAACUACCACGAAGUGUCAGGGAGUACCAAGAGGCGCAGAACGAACUCAUCGACGACCUUCUCGACAUCGAGUAUGCGCCCUCGAACCCCUGGGACGCCGCGCCGGACGGAGAACAAAGCGCGCGCGCGCGCUUCGCCACACGUGCUUCGUUCAUGAUCAACGUCUUCCUGUGUCUGAUUAAAUACGUCGCGUUCAUCUAUUCAAGAAGCUACGUCGUCCUCGCGUCGGCGGUCGACUCGACGAUGGACCUCGUGUCAGGUGGUGUGUUGUUCUGCCAAGCUAGAGCAGCGGCUAGACAGGACCGUCCAAAGGUGCGCGACAAGUUUCCGACCGGGCUCUCUAGACUAGAACCCGUAUCCGUGUUAGUUUUUGCCGUCCUCAUGGCGGCGCUCUCGCUCCAGAUCUUCUACGAGUCCGCCGAAGCACUGAUCGGCGGCCUGACGAAGACUUCGCCGCCGCGGCCCGAAGCCGGGGCGCUGGUCAUCGCCAUCAUUGUCACCGUCAUCGCGACGAAGCUGUGCCUGCACAUCUGGUGCCAGCGCGUCGCGGCGAAGGGCGGCGCGGACACCGGCCCCGUCCAAGCCCUGGCCGACGACCACCGCAACGACGUCAUCUCGAACACCUGGGGCCUGGCGGCUCUAUUAGCGGCGGCGCUCGGCCCGGGCGCGUGCUGGAUGGCCGACCCCAUUGGAGCCAUGCUCAUCAGUGUCUUCCUCGUCUACAUGUGGGCUUGUACCGCUAAGGAGCAGGGGACCAUAUUGGUUGGAGUUGCUCCUGACCCAGCUUUCCACGCCCGACUCACGUAUCUGGCCCUCAAGGCCUCGCCCGCGCUCGUGGGCCUCGACACGCUACGCGUUUACUCCGCGGGCGCCGAGACGUACACCGUCGAGAUCGACUUGAUCCUCCCGCCGGAGAUGCUGCACCGCGACGCCCACGACAUCGGACAAGCGUUACAAGAUCGAUUGGAAGCGGACCCGGCCGUCGCGCGCGCCUUUGUCCACCUCGACUGGGAGGCGUCGCACGUCGGCGAGCACCUCGGCAAGCCCUCCCUCGCGCGCGGGCGCGGCUCGAGCCUCGACUCGCCGGGGGCGCCCCUGCUGCACAAGAAGGGGACGUGACUGCUCGAUGGCGUUGAGGGUGCCCCAGAGCCCUCGCUCUAAGCUAUGUGAUUC
Molecule: messenger RNA, 1504 nt
Organism: Pelagomonas calceolata
Lineage: Eukaryota; Pelagophyceae; Pelagomonadales; Pelagomonadaceae
Source: the annotation of a GenBank genome assembly